AUGGACAAGAAGAGGUCUGGGCUCACGGGCCUGGAGGAGGUGGACGUGGAAGCAAGUGGAAGCAUCUUUGUGGCAAGGGAGAUGGUGAGGCGCCCGCUGCAUCGUAUUCCGUACAGCUUCCCGUGUAUCUCUGUGGAUGGCCAUACGGACGGCUGGAUUUGUAAGCGGUACGAAGUGGAAGGCUGUGAGGUCAUCUGGGCCAUUAAGGACAAAGCCAUCGGCAAUACGUUCUUCGAUGCCGGGGCCGCAGAAUUCUUGAUUUCCAAGCUCCAUUCUGGAAAGGAUGAGGCACAACUGGCGCAGAAAAGGACUAGAUACACAACGGAAGGCAGGCAGAAGGCAGCCCGCAGCAGAGCGAGCGCCGGUGAGCUGGGCAGCGCCCUAGGACCGGAUUGGCACGAAGGUCUGUCUCUCAAAGGAACGAGGGAGUGUUCCCGGCACGUUCACAUUGAGCCGCUGUGCGAAGUGAAGGCAAUCUACCUGCAGGAGGAGUUUCGAGGUCUGGGGAGAAAGUCCCUGAGUUUCCCCAGAGAUCUCCAUGGGCCGACGUCCCCCACGGCAGAUCAAGACCUGUGGCCGGUGUAUGUGGAGCUGACCAAUGAGAAGCUCUACGGCUGUGACUUCAUCAUCAGUGCGACCGGCGUCGUGCCAAACACGCAGCCCUUCCUCCACGGGAACGAGUUUGACGUAGGAGAAGACGGCGGCCUGCGAGUGGAUGAGCACAUGCGCACGUCCCUCCCUGACGUCUACGCGGCCGGCGACCUCUGCUCAGCGUCCUGGAAGCCCAGCCCCGUGUGGCAGCAGAUGAGGCUGUGGACCCAGGCCAGGCAGAUGGGCUGGUACGCGGCCAAGUGCAUGGCUGCGGACCUUCUGGGAGACCCAAUCGACAUGGAUUUCAGCUUUGAGCUCUUUGCACACGUAACAAAAUUCUUCAACUAUAAGGUCGUAUUGUUGGGAAAGUACAACGCGCAGGGCCUGGGCGCAGAGCACGAGUUGAUGCUGCGGUGCACGCAGGGGCUGGAGUACGUCAAGGCGGUGCUGCAGGACGGGCGCAUGGUGGGCGCCGUGCUCAUCGGGGAGACGGACCUGGAGGAGACAUUCGAAAACCUCAUCUUAAACCAAAUGGACCUGUCCCCCUACGGAGAAGACCUCCUGGACCCCAGCGUUGACAUAGAAGAUUAUUUUGACUAGCAUAGCAAGGGAGUUUCUCGAAGAACCACGGGAAAUGAGUCACUUUGGAGUCCUAAAUGCAGAAGCGACCAUGGUUUUGCUGGAAAACACGAAGAGAAAGACAACUGCGUACAUAAUUUAUUGAAAGACGCCGCGUUCUGAUCGGGAAACACGGACCACCUACGUGAAGAAAUCCCCCGUCGCCCGGGGUUUGUGUUUUAAACCCACCCCAUUCGCUCAGGUGGAUUCAGCUUCGCCACCAAGCGCCCAGCGCGCCUCCACUCCCCAGAAAACCGCAAAACCAAGCCGGGAUUGUGAAAGCUCUGAGUUUUAUUUAAAUAAAAUGGUGGGAGCGCCUUGCUGGUUAAGAUUGGUAAUAACGCCUUCUUUGUAUUUGAAUUACAGCUGUUUUUUUAUCGCCUGGCAUCUACAUUAUUCAGCUAAAUAGAUGUCACUCACUGGGCAUGAUGAACCUACAUCAGAGUCAUGUUGCUGUUCAAAGUUAGCUGCGUAGCUCACGCCUGUAAUCCCAGCUACCCAGGAAGCUGAGAUCUAAGGAUCGCAGUUCAAAGCCAGCCUGCCCAGAAAAGUCAGUAGGACUCUUCAGUAAACCAGCAAGAAGUCCAAGUUGGCACUGUGGCUCCAGUGGUCCAGCACUGGCCCUUGAGCAGAAAAACUCAGGCGACAGCACACUAGGCUCU
Dipodomys ordii (Ord's kangaroo rat) is the source of this 1871-nucleotide messenger RNA. It is a transcript of the gene Pyroxd1, whose product is annotated as pyridine nucleotide-disulphide oxidoreductase domain 1. Bases 1 to 1191 code for a protein of 396 amino acids. Gene Ontology annotation, molecular function: flavin adenine dinucleotide binding; oxidoreductase activity. The record is from RefSeq and is a predicted model, not a curated record. NCBI's taxonomy places the organism in Eukaryota, Metazoa, Chordata, Mammalia, Rodentia, Heteromyidae. The transcript is spliced from 9 exons.